This is a messenger RNA of Syngnathus typhle (broad-nosed pipefish), 4693 nucleotides long. RefSeq names its product diphosphoinositol pentakisphosphate kinase 1b (gene ppip5k1b). The transcript is spliced from 31 exons. NCBI's taxonomy places the organism in Eukaryota, Metazoa, Chordata, Actinopteri, Syngnathiformes, Syngnathidae. Bases 467 to 4114 code for a protein of 1215 amino acids. The record is from RefSeq and is a predicted model, not a curated record. Gene Ontology annotation, biological process: inositol metabolic process; inositol phosphate biosynthetic process. Gene Ontology annotation, cellular component: cytosol. Gene Ontology annotation, molecular function: inositol hexakisphosphate kinase activity; 5-diphosphoinositol pentakisphosphate 1-kinase activity; diphosphoinositol pentakisphosphate kinase activity.
AGCACCGUCGCGGGGACGGCGACGCUCUCCCCCCGGCGGCAGGCAGCAAGGUCGGGGGAAGAGUGGUGGUGAGCCGGAGGGCGAGUUAGCGCGCCGGUGCUGAGCGCGGGGGUGCUCAGAGGCUGUUGAGCCGUUGACCGGACGUGAACUUUUCGCCAGGUUCCCCUCGGGUCCACUUCACUCAGGGAGGGGUCAGAGGGGGGCAGAAACAAGGAAGUGGACGCGGCGGGGUCUCUUUUUACGACCUUUUUUGCGGACAUUUUCUGCAUUGGUGAAGAUCAACACAUGACUCAACUCAUUGUCCUGUCAAAAGGAACAAAGAUUUCAAACUUGACUCCAGACGGGCAUCUCAUUCAGUGAUUGGGGGACAGACAUUGCUGACUCCUGUGUUCGAGCGACUUCCUCGGGAAGCGGGACAUAUCUGGAAAUCAAAACGUGAGCGGGACCUGGACAUGUUGCACACGUGAUGUCCCAAUCCCGUGACGGACGGCGGCCAGACGGCGGGGAUGGUCCCAAGCGGGGCGGCGCCGACUUCUCCGACGACGAGGUCGACAAACGGCCAAUGGAGGCGGACGUAAAGAUCGACAUGUUCCGAGAGGAAGAUGUGGAAGACGAAGAGUCGCCGUCCGGGCGACAGAUCGUGGUGGGCAUCUGCUGCAUGAUGAAGAAGUCCAAGUCCAAGCCCAUGACGCACAUCCUGGAGCGCCUCUGCAAGUUCGACUACAUCGAGGUGGUCGUCUUUCCCGAGGACGUCAUCCUGGACCAGCCCGUGGACAAAUGGCCGCUGUGCGACUGCCUCAUCUCCUUUCACUCCAAAGGUUUCCCACUGGACAAAGCUGUGGAAUACGCUCAACUCAGGAAUCCUCUUCUCAUCAAUGACCUCAACAUGCAGUAUUUCAUCCAAGACCGGAGGGAAGUGUACCGCAUUCUCCAAGAAGAGGGCAUCGAACUACCUCGCUACGGCGUGCUCGACCGAAAUCCGGACAAUCCUGAAGAGUGCAACCUGGUGGAGGCCGAGGACCACGUGGAGGUCAACGGGGAGGUCUUCCCCAAACCCUUUGUGGAGAAGCCCGUGUGCGCCGAGGACCACAACGUCUACAUCUACUACCCGACGUCAGCGGGCGGCGGCAGCCAGAGACUUUUUCGAAAGAUCGGGAGUCGUAGCAGCGUCUAUUCCCCGGAGACCAGCGUUCGCAAGACGGGCUCGUACAUCUACGAGGAGUUCAUGCCCACGGACGGCACGGACGUCAAGGUGUACACCGUGGGGCCGGACUAUGCCCACGCGGAGGCCCGCAAGUCUCCGGCGCUGGACGGCAAGGUGGAGCGAGACAGCGAGGGCAAGGAGAUCCGAUACCCCGUCAUGCUGACCGCCAUGGAGAAGCUGGUCGCCCGAAAAGUCUGCCUGGCCUUCAAGCAAACGGUGUGCGGCUUCGACUUGCUCCGAGCCAACGGCCACUCGUUUGUCUGCGACGUCAACGGCUUCAGCUUCGUCAAAAACUCCAUGAAGUAUUACGACGACUGUGCCAAGGUGCUCGGAAACAUGGUGAUGAGAGAGUUGGCCCCUCAGUUCCACAUUCCCUGGUCCAUCCCGAUGGAAGCCGAAGACAUCCCCAUUGUGCCCACAACCUCAGGAACCAUGAUGGAGCUGCGCUGUGUGAUCGCCAUCAUUCGCCAUGGCGAUCGCACACCAAAGCAAAAGAUGAAAAUGGAGGUUCGACAUCCUCUAUUCUUCGAGUUGUUUGAUAAGUGUGGAGGUUACAAGUCAGGAAAGCUCAAGUUGAAAAAACCAAAACAGCUUCAGGAAGUGCUGGAUAUCGCUCGUCUGCUGCUGCUGGAACUUGGCCAACAUAACGACUGUGAGAUUGAGGAGAAGAAGUCCAAACUGGAGCAACUCAAGACCGUCCUGGAGAUGUAUGGUCACUUCUCAGGUAUCAACAGGAAAGUCCAGUUGACGUACUUGCGUCACGGACAACCUAAAGCCUCCAGCGAAGAGGAAGACUCCAAGAGGGAGAGCCCGUCUCUGCUGCUGGUCCUCAAGUGGGGCGGCGAGCUGACGCCUGCCGGCCGGGUCCAGGCCGAGGAGCUGGGUCGAGCCUUUCGCUGCAUGUACCCCGGAGGCCAAGCCGGUCGCCACCGGGCCCUCGGCUGCGAGUCCCCUAUUGAUUUUGGCGACUACGCCGGCUACCCCGGGUGUGGCCUCCUCCGCCUGCACAGCACUUACCGCCACGACCUUAAGAUCUACGCCUCCGACGAAGGCCGCGUGCAGAUGACGGCCGCCGCCUUUGCCAAGGGGCUCCUCGCUCUGGAAGGUGAGCUGACGCCCAUCCUGGUUCAGAUGGUCAAGAGCGCCAAUAUGAACGGGCUGCUGGACAGCGACAGCGACUCGUUGACCGACUGCCAGCAAAAAGUCAAAGCCCGGCUCCACGAGAUCAUGCAGAAGGACCAGGACUUCUCACAAGAAGAUUAUCAGAAGCUGGCGCCAACAGGGAGCCUGUCGCUGGUGAACUCCAUGAAAAUCAUACAGAACCCGGUCAAAACCUGCGACAAAGUGUACACACUCAUCCAGAGUCUCACCUCGCAAAUUCGAAAGCGGCUGGAAGAUCCCAAGUCUUCAGACCUACAACUGUACCACAGCGAGACCCUGGAACUGAAGCUGCAGCGCUGGUCCAAACUGGAGCGAGAUUUCCGCAUGAAGAGCGGCCGCUACGACAUCAGUAAGAUCCCGGACAUCUACGACUGCAUCAAGUACGACACGCAGCACAACUCCUCGCUGGACCUGGACGACACACUGGAGCUCUUCCGCCUCUCCCGAGCGCUGGCCGACAUCGUCAUACCACAGGAAUACGGCAUCACCAAAGCCGAGAAGCUGGACAUCGCUCAGGCCUACUGCGUCCCUCUGAUGAAGAAGAUCCAGCUGGACCUGCAGAGGACGCACGAGGACGAGGCUGUCAACAAGCUGCACCCUCUGUACUCGCGUGGGGUGAUGUCGCCGGGCCGUCACGUCCGCACGCGUCUUUACUUCACCAGCGAGAGCCACGUCCACUCUCUGCUCAGCGUCUUCCGCUACGGAGGACUCUUUGACGAUGAAAAAGACCAGCAAUGGAAGCAGGCCAUGGACUACCUGAGCGCUGUGACUGAGCUCAACUACAUGACGCAGAUUGUCAUCAUGCUGUACGAGGACAACAACAAGGACCCCUCGUCGGAGGAGCGUUUCCACGUGGAGCUGCACUUCAGUCCGGGGGUCAAAGGUUGCGAUGACGAGGAAAACGUUCCGCUCGGCUUCGGCUUCCGGCCGGCCUCCUCAGAGAAUAAAGACAAAAAGCCAAACCAGGGCAGCCUGGAGGAUCUCUCUCAGGACCAAACGGACCAGGCGCUCCAAGUUUACGAGCCAAUCAACAUCCAGAAACGCUCACCCAUCAUUCGCAACCGCAAGACGGGCUCCAUGGAGGUCCUCUCCGAGACUUCGCUCAGCCAGUCGUCCAAAGGCUGCACGUCGCAUCGACUCCACCCUUCGAGCUCGCGCCAGUCGCCCGAAGUCAAAGCAGCCAGCAGCCUUGGCUCUCACAGCUCAGGCCUCUUCAGCGCCUCCAUGCUGGGGGUGUCCAGUAGCGCCCCCAACCUGCGGGACUACGUACGCACGCACCACCACCACCAUCACCACCGAAAACCCCCCCUGUCCCCCGGCAGCCUGUCCAGCCAGAUUGGCAUGUUUGAGCUGUUGUCUAUGCCGCCAGUAAAGAGAUUUUCUGUGUCGUUUGCCAGGCAUCCGACUAACGGUUUCGAAGGCUGCUCGAUGGUGCCCUCUAUCUACCCGCUGGAGACGCUGCACAACUUGCUCUCGCUGAAGCAAGUGGAUGAGUUCCUCAACGCCGUGUGCGAGAGCGGCAGCGAGGCCCACGCCAAGACCAUGAAGGCGUUGUCGGGACUUUUCGACUCGCAGACCCGGACGUCGCUGGACAGCCCCCAAGCGCCGGGCUCCGAGCCGUCGCUGCGACCGCCCGGCCGGCCUCUUUGGCACAAAGAGGCGAGCGUCCCCUCCAGCGCCGUGUCCAGCGCCGGCCCUUCCUCCCCCAUCGUGGAGAACCCGGCCCUCAGCUUCAACUUGAGCGAGUGACACACGGUUUCUUGUUUGAUGCACUUUAGGAUCACUCCCACUUUGUUGACGUCGACUGCAGCAAUUAGACAGCACCCAAAUCUGAACACCGGUUGUGCCUUGAGCUUUUUACUUUGUUUUCAUUGUUAGCUGCUAAAGAUUUUGGAGCAGCAACGCUUUAACUAUUUUUGGAAAUGUUCAAGUAGUUUCACAAAUAGCCACUUUGGGGAAGUUUUUGCUUUACGUCCAACAUUUAUUUGAAAAUCCAAACGGUCUUGCUGACAACGACUCAACUUUUUGUUGAGAUGAAUGUUUAGUUUGCCAGCAAUCAAAUUAGACGUGAUUGUUUUGAUUUUCCUGUUGUCAGAAUUUUUGUUUUUGCUCACUAGUUUGUAUGCACCGAUGCAGCCAUUCAAAACGUUGACUGAAGCACUGACGUUCGUGUGAACAGAACUAGAACAAAAUGUUUGUUGGGUUGAUUCAACGGCGAAUCGCUUUGGAUGUCAUGUUUGUUGUUAUUGUCUCAUGAUGUUUUUAUUUCUAAAGAAAAGUCAAGUGUUAACGUACCUAAAUGCAGAAAUAAAAGCAGUUCACAUUCUU